Messenger RNA from Hyaloscypha bicolor E, 921 nucleotides. RefSeq names its product S-adenosyl-L-methionine-dependent methyltransferase. The transcript is spliced from 4 exons. Gene Ontology annotation, molecular function: S-adenosylmethionine-dependent methyltransferase activity. The coding region runs from base 1 to 921 and encodes 306 amino acids. Lineage: Eukaryota; Fungi; Ascomycota; Leotiomycetes; Helotiales; Hyaloscyphaceae. The record is from RefSeq and is a predicted model, not a curated record.
AUGGCAACCGUAACAGACCCAACAUUCCGCUCCUACUCUGCUGAGGAGGCAAGGCUCUAUUCCGUAUCUCGACUUUCAUACUCUCAGAACGUAUACAAUAAAGUCCUUGAUCACCAUACUGCUACAGGAGGCAAAUUUGACCUUCUUCUCGAUGUUGGAUGUGGUCCAGGGAAUGCUACACGUGACCUAUCUCUGUCCUUUGACAAGACAAUUGGAGCGGAUCCUGGGGCGCAGAUGAUUGAGGCAGCCAAUGCGUUGGGAGGCAAGACCAAGUCAAGAAAAGCCAUUGAAUUUGUGGUAGCUGCUGCAGAGGAGAUAUCUCAGAUCAAGGGAUUGGAACCAGGCUCUGUGGAUCUCCUGACUGCUGCUAUGGCCGCUCAUUGGUUUGAUAUGGCCAAAUUUUGGGCUGAAGCAGCAAAGGUGGUCAAGCCAGGGGGCACAGUGGCUCUCUGGACUUGUGCAUCUUCUUUUGCUCGAGAUCCAUCAACUCCAAACUACGAAAAAGUUCAGCAAGUCCUCCUGCGUUUCGAAAGAGAGACUCUCGCACCGUACGAGCUUCCGGGGAACCGUCUCUCGAUGGAGAUGUAUGACAACUUACCCCUUCUGUGGAACGUAACUCCCCCUGUCAAAGACUUUCUGCAGUCGGAAUAUGUCAAGCAUGACUAUGAUCGAGAAGGAGUGUUGAGCAACGGUGUUGAUUUCUUUGGCGAGGGGUCAUUUACAACAUUGGAUGAAGAAAGCAAAGGCCUAAGUACCGCAAGCAUGGUCACAAGAUGGAGAGCUGCGAAUCCAGAGUUGGUUGACACAGAUAAAGAUGCCGUGAAGGUAUUUAUCCGGGAGCUGAAAGAAGUAUUGGGAGGACAGGACUGGAUACUGAGAGGCACGGGAACUGCAAUUUUGUUAUUCAAGAAGUCUGCUUGA